AUGGCCAGGAUCAUGACUUCAGUGCUGUGGCUGACUGCUCUGGUCUCACUCCAGGAGUUCUCUAACACGAUGACUGAGGCACAGAAUGUAAGCGUCUUAUCUCCUGAAACUGUAACAGACUCCUACGGUAAUUCGGCGGAUGAGUCAAGCAACAUAAAGUUUGUAGACGCUACAGUCAACCAUAGGUAUAAAUCCGAAGACAGUGCCCAGGACGACUUUGGUUCACUCAAACCACUAUAUGGUCUCUCCUCGAGCCUGGUUCGUACAUCGCUGCCAGGGGAAUUUCCUUAUGAAUGGAUCGCUAAGGUGAAGGAGAACAAGAUCGACCUAGCAAACGACUGGAAGAAGGCAGCGGUGGAUUAUUUGGGGUACACCAUUGCUCUGGUUGUCGGCAUUGUCUUCUUCGUGCUUUUCCCCAUCGUGGGCAUGUGCUUUUGCUGCUGCCGCUGCUGUGGAAGAUGUGGCGGUAGACGAGUCAUCAAAGUUGCUACAGAAGCCGGCCACGGGGACACAUGCGGUCGCCUGACUGCUCUAAGUUUUCUUUCAGCAUUCACAACAAUGGCUCUUGUUGGGUCCAUCUUGAUGUUUGUGACAAACAGCAACUUGUCGACAUCAUUGAAGGAUUUCUGCAACAACGAUAUCGAUAAAUUAGAUGAUGUCAGCGGAUUUUUAAAUUCUACUGUACAACAAGCUGAGCAGCUGGUACAGGUGAAUUUCAAUUUCACCUUGGCGGUACUUUUCCGAGACUUAGACAACAUUGGCUAUCUCUUGGGCAAACCUGUACAUGAUCACGUUCUCGAGUACACGGGACUGGCUGAUACUUACAGACAGAUCGAGGCUCUGGAGACAGAUGCAAUAAUUAUCAACCAGAAUCUGAAAACACUGAACGACAGCAGAGUAAUUGUAGUUGACAAAGCUAAAGAGUUUCACAACUUCACAGUGUCCAUGAGUCAAACUCUGGAUGACAUGGCAAAAAAAUACCCAAACUUUCAAGCAGGCGUUUCCAACAGAACAAUUGUAACACAGUUUGACGCCCCACAGCUGCCUGAUGAACAAAAAAACCUCACAGCUGUUAGUACAUUUGUUCAACUGGGGAUUAGCUCACUGACCGCCGAGUCGAAGGCGAAACUCAAUGAAAUUCCGGAGAAAGUACAAACGCAGACUUCCCAACAGAGAAAAGACUUAAAGAAGGAUGUGCAGAAAUAUGAGGACGAAAUUACAAAAAUCAUUGACAAUCUGAAGAACAUGCAGACAGACGUCAUGAAAGGCGUGGAUAUUGACAAAAUGAAAGCAAACGUGAAAGAUAUUACAGACUAUGUUCUUCAGUAUGAACAAUACAGAUGGUAUGGAGGAUUAGCCAUGGCCGGAAUUCUGAUGCUCGUUGCACUUCUACUAUCACUUGGCAUCUUGUUUGGCUUCUUUGGAGGCAAUCCCGCAGAUGAUCCCACAGAAAGAAGUGCGAUGUCUAACGCUGGAGGCAACUUGCUAGUAACGGCGGUUAUAUUAACCUUCAUCUUUGCGUGGCUGACUAUGCUUGUGACAACUGUCUUGUUUGCUGGUGGUGCCCCUGCUGAUAAAUUUGCCUGUGGAGCGGUGCGAGAUCUCAGUAUCUUUGAUAAGCUUCUCAGUGAUUACAACUUGCUUGGGGACAGUGGUAAGAAUGAAUCCUGGCUUGGGAGCAAGAUCUACGCUGGCAAACAAGUGUCCCUUAAACUGUCUGAGCUAAUGGAAUCUUGCAAAAACAGUGAAGCCGCAUACUCCGCGUUGAAAAUGGAAGAGGCCAACAUCUUGAAUCUGUCUGAAGCCACAGACUACAAGAAGAAAUUCAGCAUUGAAGGCAAAAUUGAUGGAAAAAGCAUUGAUUUUGGAUCGAUCAACAUCACCACUGGUCAAAUGAUGGCGUUCAUUGAUUUCAUGGGAGCUUUUGACAUGAACUAUGCUGCAUACAAUAAAACGUUUCAAAUCGACCCUGUUGCACCAAGUACACGUGUGUUGGAAUCACUUAUCAGUUUCAACGAAACUCAGAAACCUGGUCCUCCUUUACAGGGUGAACUGGAAAAAGUAAUCACUGAGUUUCAAAGAAACCUCAGUUCUGAUGGAAAACUACUGCAGACCCAUAUCGAAAGGAUGAAGGACGCAGUAAAUCGCAUAAAAGUGGCUACGAAAGAGCCGCCAAGCAAAACACUCAGCAACAAAUGCGAUACACUUAAACGCUCACUAAAAGAUGUUGAACUGAAUAUGUCCACCAACGCUUUGAUUGCCUUCAAUAAGUCCGUGAAGACCUUUGAGAAUCGACUCAUGAGUAUUCUGGACACGUUUGUUUCUGUACUAGAGAAUGCUGUAAAGAAGAAGAUAGGCAUCUGCAGACCAUUGUGGAACAUCUACAAUGAUGUAGCGGUCCAAGGAAUAUGCCAUUCGGUCGUUGAAACAUUGAACACUUGGUGGUGUACUAUUGGCUGGACUUCGUUUUUUCUAGUCAUGUCCAUCUGUGCAGCUGUGAAAUUAUCAAAACAUUUUCGCAGAAUGAGAUAUUUUGUUAACAAGAGUGGCAAUAACUUUAACAAGAAAGCACCAAGCAAAACACAUCAUUUUAAGAACAAGAUUUGCCAAGCCGACCUGCCAUAUGAAAAAUAUUAA
Molecule: messenger RNA, 2637 nt
Organism: Candidula unifasciata
Lineage: Eukaryota; Metazoa; Mollusca; Gastropoda; Stylommatophora; Geomitridae
Source: the annotation of a GenBank genome assembly